Engraulis encrasicolus (European anchovy) is the source of this 3456-nucleotide messenger RNA. It is a transcript of the gene ncapg, whose product is annotated as non-SMC condensin I complex, subunit G. Lineage: Eukaryota; Metazoa; Chordata; Actinopteri; Clupeiformes; Engraulidae. Gene Ontology annotation, cellular component: condensed chromosome; cytoplasm; condensin complex. The transcript is spliced from 22 exons. Gene Ontology annotation, biological process: mitotic chromosome condensation. The record is from RefSeq and is a predicted model, not a curated record. Bases 133 to 3138 code for a protein of 1001 amino acids.
GGUAGCGGGGUAGCGUUUUACUCAAGCUAAUAACAAAUAUAUUUCUAAAGAGUAAGCCGUUACUUCCGAAGCCAAUUUACUCCAGACGGAAGGCGAUAUCAGUUAUAUUAUAGCACCAGAGGGGUCAUCAUCAUGACUGCAGACAACGACCUGGAGAUUAAAGAGGCCUUUCAGCGAGCCCAGAAGCCACACAAUAACAAGGUCAAACUUGCCGCAAGCCUUAAAAGCAGAUACAACAAGUUGGAGGACAAAACUGCCUUCCAUGAGGAGUUCAUCCACUACCUGAAGUAUGCCAUGAUAGUCUACAAGAGGGAGCCGGCAGUGGAGAACGUGAUCGAUUUUGUCACCAAGUUUGCCAUCAACUUUGAGGCGACCGGCAGUGAGGAGCAAGAGGAGGAGGAGGAGCAGCCGGACGACCACCCCUUCCUGAGCUUCCUAUUUAACUUCCUCCUAGAGUCCCACAAUGCCAACAGCCACGCAGUGCGUUUCCGCGUCUGCCAGAUCAUCAACAAGCUUUUGGGCAGCAUGUCUGAGAACGCCCUGAUUGAUGACGAGCUCUUUGACCAGAUCCACGAGACCAUGCUGAUUCGCGUCACGGACAAGUUCCCCAACAUUCGCAUCCAGGCCGCCCUGGCCAUGGCCAGGCUGCAGGAGCCCCAGAAUGCCGACUGCCCCACCAUGAAGGCGUAUAUGCUGAUCCUGGAGAACGACUCCAACCCUGAGGUGCGCCGCGCCGUCCUGUCCUGCAUUGCUCCCUCUGUCAUCUCUCUGCCCAAAAUCUUGAAACGCACACGGGACGUGAAGGAGAGGGUCCGCAAGCUGGCUUAUGAGGUUAUGGCAGAGAAAGUGCACAUGCGAGCAUUGACCAUCGCCCAGAGAGUAAGCCUCCUUCAGCAAGGCCUUCACGACUCCUCAGAGGUGGUCAAGGACGUGGUUAAGAGCAAGCUUCUGCCGGCUUGGCUGCGACUGGUGGACGGCAAAGUGCUGGACCUGCUCCACAAGCUGGAUGUGGAGAACUUCACGGAGAUCACCUGUGAGGUGCUCCACGCCCUGUUCGCCAGGGUGGGCAGCCUGGAGGAACUCCAACAGGAUGGACUCAGUCUGGAUAGCAGGAAGCUGAUCCCGGCGGAGACUCUGACUUGUGAGAAUGUGCUGUACUGGAGGGCGCUAUGUGAGUUUGUCAAGCAGAAGGGCGAUCAGGGAGAGGAGGUCCUGGAACAGCUCAUUCCAGAGGCGGUCAUCUUUGCAGAGUACCUCUAUGGCUACCUGAAGAGCAUCCCGAUGCUGGGGCAGGACCAGAUGGCGGAUGACCAGCAGCUGGACGAGGUGCUGUCCAAGGAGUUCAUCGGCAAGCAGCUCAUCCUGCUGGUGGGCUGCCUGGACACCGCCGAGGAGGGAGGACGGAAGCGAGUGCUGGCGGUGCUCCAGGAGAUGCUGGUGCUACCCAACACCCCCAUCUCCCUCAUCUCCCUGCUGGUGGAGAGGCUCAUGGGCAUGCUGAAGGAUGACGAUCGACGCAUACAAGUGAUUGCUGAGAUCAUCUCUGAGGUGCGGGAGCCCAUAGUGCACGUCAGCGAACCCAUCGACGAGAACGAAAACAGGAGGAGAAAGGUCAAGAUGGCGGAGGGCAAGGUGCAGAUCAUGGAGGCCAAGCAGGCGCUGGAGGAGGCCAUCGCGACGCAGGACUUUGGGCGCGCGGCCGAGCUGAAGGAGCACAUCUCUGGCCUGGAGACCACACAGGUCCAGCUGGCAGCGGAGGUGGACCAACCCAGUAUCCGAGAAAAGGAGGUCCGCGUCGAGAAGAGCGACCCCGAGACGUUGCUGAAGUGCCUGACCAUGUUUGUGGAGGUGAUGAAGCAGAUGAACCUCAAGAAGAGCAUCAGCCCCGCCAUAAACGCCCUCAUCGAGUCUCUGGUCCUGCCCAGUAUCGCCAAUCCAAACACGGCGGUGAGGAACGUAGCCGUGAUGUGCCUGGGCACGUGUGCUCUCCACAGCAAAGACUUUGCCAACCGACACCUGGUGCUUUUACUACAGAUCAGCCAGCUGGAUGAGCCCAAGGUGCGCAUAAACGCGGUGAGGGCCCUAAUCGACCAGCUGCUCCUGAACGGCCUGGACAUCGUGGGCCAGACAAAUGGCAAGAAGCUGGACGACAGCGACGCGGAGGCUGCAGGCAGCCAGGAGGGGGAGGUGGAGUCGGAGGAUGGCCAGAGCACCGUGCAGAGCAUCCUCACCAUGCUUGCUGACUUCCUAGACAGCGAGGACACUGAGCUGCGUACGGAGGUGGCGGAGGGCCUGGCCAAGCUGAUGUACUGCGGGCGCAUCAGCAGCCCCAAGCUCCUGUCACGUCUGCUGCUGCUGUGGUACAACCCAGUCACAGAGGACGACACCAAGCUGCGCCACUGCCUCGGGGUCUUCCUGCAGCUCUACGCCAGGGAGAACAGGGCCCACCAGGACUGCAUCGAAGAGAGCUUCCUGCCCACCAUCCGCACGCUGGUCCAGGCACCGAGCACCUCCCCGCUGGCCGAGGUGGACAUGUCCAACGUGGCUGAGCUGCUCAUCGAGCUAACUCGACCCUCCAUCCUCAACAGCCAGAAAGACGCCGCCCUACAGGGUUUGUCGGUUCACGACAGCCUGGCGGUGCGUCUGUGUGACGAGAUCCUGCGGGACCCCAAGGCCCCCGAGAUGCGGCUCUACACCAAGUGCCUGAGCUGCCUGGAGCUCAGCAGCGAGGACGGCCCCCACAAGAACGACCUGCUCCUACUCCUCAAGGAGGUCCAAGAGGAGGUGAAGAACAAGGUCUGCCUUCGGGUGCUGGAGAAGGUGGCGAGUCGCCUGAAGGGCGAGCCCAAGACGCAGCCCCCGCUUCCCGACACCACGCUGCAGGCUCUGGACGACAACGCAGGCGAUGUGGAUGAUCUCAACAACAAGAGGCCCAGAAGAGGAGCUCGGGCGAAACCUGUGGCUGCCAGGGCCAGGAAAGGCAGCAAGGCACGGGAGUCUUCAGAGGAAAGUGAUGGAGAAAACAUUCCAGACACACCUGUGGUUCAGAGACCCAGCCGCCGGGGGAAGACGGCUCCUUCAGACAAGACCAAGCAGGACUUGUCCACUCUCUUGGACAAAGAAGCCAAUGGCUCAUAACCAUCCAGCAUUGUGGGGGGAGGGGAGUACUCUUCUGUGACUUGUGUUUCAGUUUUACAUCAACUUUUAAAAAUGUUUUUCUCUCCACUCUGUGUGACUUCUUGCUGACACUUUGUUCGUACUCCUUUGGUAGCACUAUCCUGACAAUAAUCCUAUAUAUACCGGUAACAACUCAUUUUAUAACUCUUUCUGUCACCUGUAAAUAUUUUACUAUUUCGCUUUCAAGACACUUCAUUUCACACAUCUCAUUGUGACAUCUCAUAUGCGAUAUCUGUUUUUAUAUAACAACAAAAUAAAACUACAGAACUGCAAAAGUGA